This is a messenger RNA of Glycine soja, 984 nucleotides long. Its product is annotated as chromatin modification-related protein EAF1 B-like. The transcript is spliced from 3 exons. Gene Ontology annotation, cellular component: NuA4 histone acetyltransferase complex. The coding region runs from base 638 to 943 and encodes 101 amino acids. The record is from RefSeq and is a predicted model, not a curated record. NCBI's taxonomy places the organism in Eukaryota, Viridiplantae, Streptophyta, Magnoliopsida, Fabales, Fabaceae.
UUAGUUUUUGUCUAUAUUUUUUUUUUGUCCACCAUUGCUUCUGCCAUAGGUCCACCAUAUGUAUAUGGCAGAUUUUUGGCUUACAGCCAUAAGCUGUCAUCCACUAUUGAUAACCUUGGUGUUUUUAAGAAUUAUGUUAAUGACUUUAUGUGAUGAGAUUUUGAGACUUUGAUAAUUGUUAUGACAUUGUUUUUUUUUUUUUAGAUUUAUGAUAUUUACUUGAAUUUUAGUUUAUUAUUAUACUGUUUUUUUUAGAUUUGUGAUUUGGAAAAUUGGCCUUCCGAUUCUUGAUUUGUAUCCCGAUUCAAUUACCAUGCUUCAGCCAUAGGCCAUCAUGCCAUCUGCCAUAUGUGUAUUGCGGAUUUGUGGAUUUUUAGCUCACCGCCAUAGGCUGUUAUUUGCUAUUGAUAAACCUUGAUUGGGAAACUGAGCAGUUGUAGAAGGGGAAAUCCUUGGAAGGAGUAUUCUCCCUUUUCUAUUUUCCACUCAGUCAAUCAUGACAGAACUGUUCUUUCUUUUCUCCUUUAUUUCUCAGCUAUCUUUCUCAUGGAUCUGUAAUUGAAGGAAUACAAUUUUGCAAUAUUUCCAGUGUAUCUUUCGGAAACCAAAAAAGUGCAAGGAGCGUCACAAAAUUUUAAUGGAUAGAACUUCUGGGGAUGGUGCAGAUAGCGCGGAAGACUCAGGGUCUUCUCAGUCUUAUCCGUCUACACUACCUGGAAUUCCAAAGCAGGGUAGUGCCCGACAGUUGUUUCAACGUUUGCAAGGACCAAUGGAGGAGGAUACUCUGAAGUCUCAUUUUGAUAAAAUUAUCAAGAUUGGGCAGAAGCAACGCUACCACAGGAAUCAGAAUGAUAACCAACCAUUAGUACCUGUCCAUAAUUCACACGGGAUUGCUCUUUCCCAAAUCUGCCCGAACAACUUGAAUGGAAAUGUUUUGACAUAAGUUCUAUUUGAUUUGAUUUGAUUUUUUUGUUGGGUGGUGGU